Molecule: messenger RNA, 1114 nt
Organism: Triticum aestivum (bread wheat)
Lineage: Eukaryota; Viridiplantae; Streptophyta; Magnoliopsida; Poales; Poaceae
Product: probable calcium-binding protein CML22
Exons: 5
Coding region: 291-986 (231 amino acids)
Molecular function (GO): calcium ion binding
Source: RefSeq, a predicted model, not a curated record
GAAGUCGGUAGACGGUAGUGGGAGCAUAUGCAUAUCCCAGGCACGGCACGCAUGGCAGGCUGCUGCAGCGUCCACUUCUAUUUUUGGGGCAUCAGAUUCCACCUCAUCCGGCGCCCCCUCCCAGGUCGAUGGAGAUUGCUGUAACCAGACGGAUUCCCCCACUCGAAUCCAACAACCCACAUCAACAAAAACCCUCAAUUCCACCUCGCAAAGGCAGCACAGGAAUCAUCUGUCUGCACUGCGCUGCAGCUGCAACCUUCAGGUCUGGGGCGUGAUCUCUCUCCCAAGAGAUGGGUGGCGCGGCGUCGAGGCUCGCCGCCCCGAUAAAGCACCGGCGGGUGGAGAGGGAGCUGGACAACAAGGUGGCGGAGGCGCUGCGGGAGCGGGCCAAGGCGAGGACGAAGACGUUCCGGUCGGUGAACAGCAUCACCAUGCGCCUCCCUCGCUUCAAGGACGGCCUCAAGGACAUCCGGGACGUCUUCGACCACUACGACACGGACUCCAACGGGACGAUCGACAACGAGGAGCUGCGGAGCUGCCUGAGCAAGCUCGAGGUGCGGAUGUCGGAGAAGGAGGCCGACGACGUGCACCGCUACUGCGACGUCGACAGCCGCAAGGGUAUCCAGUUCCAGGAGUUCGUCGUCCUCAUAUGCCUUAUGUACCUGCUCUUCGGCCCCAACGUCACACGCCGGGUUUCCGAGUUCGAGUCGGAGAAGCUCAACUACAUCUUCGACGAGCUCAUCGACGCCUUCCUCUUCUUCAACAGGGACGGCGACGGCAAGGUGACCAGGAAAGACGUCACCCAGAGGAUGAACGAGGAGUCUGACCGGGAGAGGACGCCCACCCACAUAACCACACAGCUCUUCAAGGAGAUGGACCUGAACAAGAACGGCAAGGUGAACCUCAAGGAGUUCCUCUUCUCCAUGAUCAGAUGGGCUGGGCUCGAGCCUGAGGAAGGAGAUGAAAGCAACGACACUUCUCCCUAGUCUAUUUGAGGCCUCUUCUCCUCAUCAGUUUGUCAAAAUAGAUGAACAAUCACCAAUUGCAAGUUAAUCCUACGUUUUAUGAGAAGGUGCCAUCUGUUAUGGCAUCAUUAGUUAACCUUGAAUGUUCA